Molecule: messenger RNA, 1569 nt
Organism: Ascochyta rabiei
Lineage: Eukaryota; Fungi; Ascomycota; Dothideomycetes; Pleosporales; Didymellaceae
Exons: 3
Coding region: 1-1569 (522 amino acids)
Biological process (GO): transmembrane transport
Cellular component (GO): membrane
Molecular function (GO): transmembrane transporter activity
Source: RefSeq, a predicted model, not a curated record
AUGUCUUUCGUCCACGAUCACGAGAAGAGCGUGCAUGAAUCUGGCUCGCCACCUCAUGAUGAUCACGUUCUAGCCUCGCACACCAGCUCUGUCUUUCUGGACAAAGAUGUUGCUAUUGGAUUGGCGGGCGAGCACGCACGAGAGAUGGACCCUGCGGUCGAGGCCAAGGUGCUUCGGAAAAUUGACUGGUUUUUGAUCCCAGCUAUGAUCGUUGGUUACGGUUUGGUCUACUACGACAAGGCCAUCCUCGGUUCUGCAGUCUUAUUUGGUAUGACGAAAGACCUCAAUCUGACUGUGGUAAACACACACACUACGCCGCCUACCACUAGCACCCAACGACUUAGCUGGGCAACAUCCAUGUUCUAUUUCGGCAUGCUGGCUGGCCUGUAUCCCAUGACUUUUGCGCUGCAAAGGUUCAAUAUUGGGAGAAUCCUUGGUGGUGUAGUGGUUGUCUGGGCGGUUAUCUGUAUGCUCACAGCUGCCGUAACCACUCAUGAAGGCUUGUAUGCUCAGAGAUUCUUUCUCGGUUUUGUCGAGAGCAUCAUUCCAACGGGCUUCAUGUGUAUUGUCAGUGGCUACUACACCCAGGAGGAACAGGCUUUGAGACAGUCGUGGUGGUUCGCUUCGACCGGUCUGUUCACCAUCAUCGGCGGUGCGCUCAACUACGGGUUUGCUCAAAUCACCGGCGGCGCCCUCCGCAGAUGGCAGUAUAUCUACCUCCUUGCCGGUUGCCUUACCUUCCUGUUCGGCAUCUGGUGCUUCUUCAUCCCCAACUCACCCGCCUCGGCAUGGUUCCUCACGCCAGCAGAACGUAUGGUGGCUGUCGAGCGUCUCCGUAAAGGUCAGACCGGCGUACGGUGCCAGAAGAUCAAAAUGUCGCAAUUCCGUGAAGCAGUCCUGGACCUCAAGCUCUGGCUCGUUUUCAUCCUCAUGGCAUCUGCCUAUACUGUCAACGGCGCCGUGUCCGGCUUUGGCCCUCUCAUUGUGAGUACAUUUGGCUGGUCGACCCUCGAAUCCAUCCUCUGGCAAUUCCCUCUUGGAGCGCUUUGUCUUGUCACAAUUCUUCUGUCCGGCUAUCUAUCCAGCAAGAUCCCCAACAUUCGCUUGGUUCUCUUGAUUGCCAACUGCCUCCCUGUCAUCGCCGGCUGCGCCAUGAUCUGGAAAAGCAAAUGGACACACCACGCUGCUACGCCUGUAGCAGGAUAUUCCAUCAUCGGCACGUUCGGUGCCGUUGUUAGCCAGACCAUUGUUAUAGGCAUGAGCAAUGUUGCGGGCGCAACGAAGAAGAGCACCAUGGCAGCGGCCAUUUUCGUGGCGUACUGUGUGGGCAACAUCGUUGGGCCGCAGCUCAUCAAGAGUCAGACCAAGGCGCAGCAUUACCCGGAACUGUGGUCGGGGCUCAUCAUUUGCUAUUGUAUCACCAUUGUGGCAGCUGUGGCGCUGUAUGUGUUGCUCAGGAUGGAGAACAAGAAAAGAGAGGGCUUGCCUGUGGAUGAAGAUGAGAGGGACAAGCUGGCAUUCAUGGACUUGACGGAUAAGGAGAAUAGGUAUUUUAGGUACGUGUUGUAG